Molecule: messenger RNA, 2260 nt
Organism: Mus pahari (shrew mouse)
Lineage: Eukaryota; Metazoa; Chordata; Mammalia; Rodentia; Muridae
Gene: Epm2aip1
Product: EPM2A interacting protein 1
Exons: 1
Coding region: 115-1935 (606 amino acids)
Biological process (GO): positive regulation of glycogen (starch) synthase activity; response to insulin; positive regulation of glycogen biosynthetic process
Source: RefSeq, a predicted model, not a curated record
UGCACCCCUGCUCGGGUGAUUUGGCGCAGAACCCAGGGGGUGCUUGGCGAUCGUCGGGCUCCUCCCCGUUUGCUGCGGCCUCAGAGCUCGGCGUUCUCCUGUGGCCUCCGCAGAAUGUGGAUGACGCCCAAGAGGAUUAGGAUGGAAGUCGACGAGGCUCUGGUGUUCCGGCCCGAGUGGACCCAGCGAUACCUGGUGGUGGAGCCUGCGGAGGGUGACGGGGCCCUGUGCCUGGUGUGUCGCCGCCUGGUCGCCUCUACUCGGGAACGCGACGUGAGGCGCCACUACGAGGCCGAGCACGAAUUCUACGAGCGGUUUGUAGGGGACGAGGAACGCGCGGCCCUGGUGGAACGUCUGCGGCAGGGUGACAUGUCUUUGGCCGCCGUGCUCACUCCGGAGGAGAGAGCGACGCGGGCAGGCCUCGGCCUCUGCCGCUUCUUGGCCUUGAAGGGUCGCGGCUGGGGUGAGGGUGACUUCGUACAUCAGUGCAUGGAGGUGUUGCUGCGAGAGGUGCUGCCGGAUCACGUCGGCGUCCUGGAAGGCAUUGACUUGUCGCCGGAGAUCACACAGCAGAGGAUUCUGAGCAUUGACAGCAACCUCCGCAGCCAGCUGUUUAACCGAGCCAGGGACUUUAAGGCCUAUUCCCUUGCUUUGGAUGACCAGGCGUUCGUGGCCUAUGAGAACUACCUGCUGGUCUUCAUCCGUGGAGUCGGCCGCGACCUGGAGGUGCAAGAAGAUCUUCUGACGAUUAUCAACCUGACUCAUCACUUCAGUGUUGGAGCUCUCAUGUCGGCGAUUCUGGAGGCCCUGCAGACAGCAGGGCUCAGCUUACAGCGAAUGGUUGGACUGACCACGACCCACACUUUACGGAUGAUCGGCGAGAACUCCGGACUGGUCUCCUAUAUGAGAGAAAAGGCCGUGAGUCCCAACUGUUGGAACGUUAUCCACUAUUCGGGAUUUCUUCACUUGGAACUGCUGAGUUCUUAUGACGUUGAUAUUAAUCAGAUCGUAAAUACCAUAUCUGAAUGGGUAGUUAUGAUUAAGACCAGAGGCGUUAGGCGACCGGAGUUUCAGCCUCUACUAACUGAGUCUGAAUCAGAGCAUGGUGAAAGAGUUAACGGACGGUGUUUGAACAACUGGCUGAGAAGAGGCAAAACGUUAAAACUGAUAUUUUCACUAAGAAAAGAAAUCGAGGCGUUCUUGGUCUCGGUGGGGGCAACAACAGUUCAUUUCUCAGACAAGCAGUGGCUUUGUGAUUUUGGUUUCUUGGUAGAUAUUAUGGAUUAUCUUCGAGAGAUCAGUGAAGAGCUGCAGAUCAGUAAAGUCUUUGCUGCCGCUGCCUUUGAACGCAUCUGCACCUUUGAGAGUAAGCUGAGUUCACUUCAGAGACAUAUGGAGGAGGUAAAUCUAACAGACUUUCCUGCCUUCAGCAUAAUCGUUGAUGAACUCAAACAGCAGUUUAAGGAGGAUCAAAAAAUAUUUGAUCCUGACAGGUAUCAAAUGGUGAUCUCCCGCCUACAAAAAGAUUUCGAGAGACAUUUCAAGGACCUCAGGUUCAUUAAAAAGGACUUAGAACUUUUCUCAAAUCCAUUUAGCUUUAAACCAGAAUAUGCGCCUAUUUCCGUAAGAGUGGAGCUAACAAAACUUCAGGCCAACACUGACCUGUGGAAUGAGUACAGAGUCAAAGACUUGGGACAGUUUUAUGCUGGACUGUCUGGUGAAGCUUACCCAAUUAUCAAAGGGGUGGCCUAUAAGGUGGCAUCCUUAUUUGAUAGUAACCAGAUCUGUGAUAAGGCUUUUGCAUAUUUAACUCGAAACCAGCACACAUUGAGCCAGCCACUGACAGAUGAGCAUCUCCAAGCACUGUUUCGAGUUGCCACAACUGAAAUGGAUCCUCGUUGGGAUGAUCUUGUGAGAGAAAGAAAUGAUUCGUAAGCUGUUGUGGUCCAAGAAGAAGUCGAUUUGAAAAGGGAAAAUUAGUUUGAUUUUCUUUCACAUUUCUUCAUUUGGAUGGUUGGAAAGCAUUGAACUUACUACAGAUGUCCAAAUUGAUAAGCACUGAAAUCUUUCUGACAAGUUGCCUUUCCCCAUCUCACUUGGCAACGUGGGACUGACUGAAGCAUAAGAGUACCACCUUUAAAAAACUCAGUUUAAUGGAAAAGUCAUUGUCCGUUCCUUUUAUUAUAACUGAUUUUCAACAAAUUUAGUAUUGAUAUUGUCAGUUGAACUAGAAGUCUGGUUUUAAAAUGGUCUAAAGAUA